Molecule: messenger RNA, 941 nt
Organism: Lolium rigidum
Lineage: Eukaryota; Viridiplantae; Streptophyta; Magnoliopsida; Poales; Poaceae
Product: two-component response regulator ORR1-like
Exons: 6
Coding region: 8-679 (223 amino acids)
Biological process (GO): phosphorelay signal transduction system; cytokinin-activated signaling pathway
Source: RefSeq, a predicted model, not a curated record
GCGAGAGAUGGAAGGAGGAGGAGGCUUGGAGGAGGGCGUGAUGAGGGUGCUGCUGGUGGACGACUCACCGGUGGACAGGAAGGUGGUGCAGCUCGUGCUCGGCAGCAACACCUUCGCCGGCUCCUUCCACGUUACCGCCGUCGACAGCGCCAAGAAGGCCAUGGAGUUCCUCGGCCUCAAGGACGGCAAGGAGCAGGCCAUCGACAUGGUGCUCACCGACUACUGCAUGCCCGAGAUGAACGGCUAUGACCUCCUCAAAGCCAUCAAGGCGAUGAGUUUCCUGAAGCCGAUCCCGGUGAUCGUCAUGUCGUCGGAGAACGAGCCCCAGAGGAUCAGCAGAUGCCUGAAAGCCGGUGCUGAAGAUUACAUCGUGAAGCCUCUCCAGACCAAGGACGUGCCGCGCCUGAGGAGCUGCUCAAACGCGAAAUCGAAGGACGCCUCCUGCAAUACUGUGAGCAACAGGAAGCUGCCUGCAGACCAUAUCGUCGUCGACGGCGCGUCGUCGCCGGGGCGGCGAGCGCACAUCACCGAGAUCGCCAUGAUUCUGCAUUCGUCAAGUGCUGGGCUCUCGCACUACUUCCCGUUCCUCUUCAAGUUCAUCCUGCUGGUCUACACCAUCCUGUGCCUGGGCGAGCUCCUGCACAGAUGGUCCAACGGCUCCUUCCUCUCCAUGUGGUGAUGGUGCUGCAGUGCAUUCCAAGGACAUGCCGCAGCUCAGCAAGGAGUUGUAGCUUCUGCAGUGAGCAGUGAACACCCCAGGUGUUCAACAACCAUGGAUAGAGAGCUUUUAGGUAGAAUUUGUUUGGUUUGAGAUGAUGCUAACCGGGCGUUGGUUCUUGGCCUUCGGCUGAUGAGUGACUUGAGGAACAACCCCCUGUACUGUAUCCUUGUACAAAACGCACAAUGAGGCAGGCAGUAUCUCAUGUCCCUUUUGGCUUGGA